AUGGCGGGCGGAGGAUUUACAUCAGCUUCCGGGAACACCGAAUUCGAAGCAAAGAUCACAUUUACUGUCAUCAUUUCUUGCAUAAUGGCCGCCACCGGUGGUCUUAUGUUCGGUUAUGAUAUUGGAAUUUCAGGCGGUGUUACAUCAAUGCCUAGCUUUCUGAAGAAGUUUUUCCCAGAAAUAUACAGAAGGACACAAGAGGAGCACGGGAUUGAUAGUAACUACUGCAAAUAUGAUAAUCAAAACCUUCAAUUGUUCACAUCCUCUCUCUACCUUGCAGCUUUGGUUGCAACCAUAUUUGCCUCUGGAGUCACCAGAAAACUAGGCCGCAAGCUAACUAUGUUGAUUUCUGGGAUUUUCUUCAUUGUUGGAACUGUCUUAAAUGCAGUGGCAAAUCGCCUUGCUCUCCUCAUUAUAGGCAGGAUCAUACUUGGUUGCGGUGUUGGUUUCGCCACUCUGGCCGUGCCAGUUUUUCUUUCUGAGAUUGCACCCACAAGAAUUCGUGGAGCACUCAACAUCAUGUUCCAGCUUAACAUCACCAUCGGAAUUCUCAUAGCAAACAUUGUCAACUGGUUUACCGCAAAGAUUGAAGGUGGAUAUGGGUGGAGGAUAUCAGUGGCAUUGGCGGGCAUUCCAGCUCUGAUGCUAACAGUGGGGGCCCUCAUAGUGGAUGACACUCCCAAUAGUCUUAUUGAGAGGGGUUUUGAGGAUGAAGGAAAGGCUGUGCUCAAGAAGAUUCGUGGUGUAGAAAAUGUUGACCCUGAAUUUGAUGAUAUUGUUAAAGCUAGUAAAGUGGCUAAAGAGGUCAAGAACCCCUUCACCAACCUCUUAAAGCGCCACAACCGUCCUCCUUUGAUCAUUGCCAUCUUGUUGCAGGUCUUCCAACAAAUGACUGGCAUCAAUGCGAUCAUGUUCUAUGCUCCAGUGUUGUUCAACACAUUGGGAUUUCAGCAUGAUGCUUCACUGUACUCAGCCGUGAUCACAGGAGCUGUGAAUGUUCUCUCCACAUUGGUUUCUGUGUUCUUAGUUGACAAAGCAGGGAGAAGGGUGCUCCUGUUGGAAGCUGGUGUUCAAAUGUUUGUGUCUCAAAUGGUGAUUGGAAUAAUACUUGGGUUAAAGGUACAAGACUACUCAGAUAGCUUGAGCAAUGGAAUUGCCAUGCUGGUGGUGGUCAUGGUUUGCACAUUCGUGGCAUCUUUUGCAUGGUCUUGGGGCCCACUUGGGUGGCUGAUUCCCAGUGAGACAUUCCCACUAGAGGCUAGGUCAGCCGGACAAAGUGUGGCCGUGGUCACCAACAUGCUCUUCACCUUUAUCAUUGCACAAGCUUUCUUGUCCAUGUUGUGCCACCUCAAGUUCGGGAUCUUCUUAUUCUUCUCGGCUUGGGUGCUUGCCAUGUCAUUAUUCACUAUCUUCCUAAUUCCAGAGACAAAGAAUAUCCCGAUUGAAGAGAUGACUGAGAAAGUAUGGAGACAACACUGGUUCUGGAAGAGAUUUAUGGAAGAUUAA
Molecule: messenger RNA, 1506 nt
Organism: Gastrolobium bilobum
Lineage: Eukaryota; Viridiplantae; Streptophyta; Magnoliopsida; Fabales; Fabaceae
Product: sugar transport protein 13-like
Exons: 5
Coding region: 1-1506 (501 amino acids)
Biological process (GO): monosaccharide transmembrane transport
Cellular component (GO): membrane
Molecular function (GO): monosaccharide transmembrane transporter activity
Source: RefSeq, a predicted model, not a curated record